AUGACGGUGAUCGAUGUGACUGCGGUGGACGAUGCCGAUGGUUGGCGCGGCGGUCGGUGGCGGGAGCAGAUCAAGCUGGCGUUCGACAAGUACGACAAGACCGAGGAGGGGGUGAUCAAGCCCGAGGACGUGCCAGUCGUCCUGCGCUCACUCGGGUACAAUCCGUCUGAGAAGGAUGUCAAGGAGAUCUUGGCGUCGCUGCGGCUGACCGAGGAGAACAUGGUGGUCUUUGUCGAGUUUCUCAACGCCGCGGCGCCCAAGAUGGUCGCGCCGGACGCCGAGGAGCUCAUUCUCGAGGCAUGGCGCCUGUUUGACGCCCAGGGCAACGGUUUCAUCACCUCAGCCCAGCUCUUCCACAUCAUGACCAACCUGGGCGAGAAGCUGACUCAGGCCGAGGUCGACGAGCUCAUCCGCGAGGCUGAUCCGGGUGCUACCGGCGCCAUCGACUACGAGGCCUUUUCCAAGAUCAUGCUCGAGACACAAGGCAACGGCCACAUCUUUAUCGAUCGGACGGCGGUGCAGUCGGCGUUCUACAAGUGGCAUUCGUCACGGGCAUGGCGGUACUUUAUCUUUGCCAUCAUUGUGGCGCACAUGUCACUGGCUCGGUGGGAGCCAACUUCGCACCGGGCGCCACUCGGUGAGCACGGCAAGACGUACGCGGCAUUGGAGAUCCUCGCCUGUACCUUUUACCUCAUUGACAUCGGGCUCAAGUUCCCGUCCAUGGGCGGCCUCCAGUACUUCAAGUCGCUGCACACUGGCUCGUAUCUUUUCACGGCGAUCACCAUUCUCAUCGAUGCGUUCAUCACGUACGGAGCCGGCACCAACGUCCGCUUCUCGCGGCCAUUCCGGGCCGCGUUGCUGGUGGCCUCGUCUGCCCAGCUGCGUGACAUUGUGGGCACGAUGCUCAAGGCCAUUCCCAAGCUCGCCGAGAUCUCGGUGGCAUACCUUGCAUUGGUGCUCACGUACGGCAUUAUGGGCAUGAACCUGUACCACUCGUACUACACCUCGGACGGGCUCGGCGACUUUAACUCGUUCUCGGCGUCGUGCCUCGCCAUGUUUGUGCUCUCGACCUCGGAGAACUACCCGGACAUCAUGCGGCCGGCGUACGACCGCAACAACGUCAACGUCAUCUUCUUUGUUUCGUACAUCAUUUUCUCCAUGUUUCUGCUGAUGAAUGUGGUGGUAGCGAUUGUGCUCGAGGGCUACAAGGCUAUCCGCGAGAAAAAGGUCUCGCGCGACUUUAUCGAGGAGACCAAGGCCCUCGACGUCGCCUUUGCGCUCCUCGACGUCAACAACAACGGGCUCGUCACCUUUGACGAGUGGCGCGACUUUCUCGACGCUGUGGCUCCGGGAAAGUACGACCAGGAGCAGGCGCUCAUUCUCUUCCACCACCUCGACCAGCACCACUCGGGCCAGGGUAUUUCGCGGAGCGACUGGGACGGCCUCGUUGAUGCGCUGCUGCUGCGGUUCUCGCGGCGGCGCGAGGCCGAGUCGCUCGUGCCAGCGUGCGUGACGCAUGCGUUCUCGGGCGCGUCCACCAAGCUGCGGAAGUGGCGCGACCAGACCAAGUCGCGGUACGUCAAGGCUGUGGUGUUUAUGGUGGUAGCGGCCAACAUUACCGUGCUCGGCCUUGUCGGCUCGCUCGACGAUCCGUCGUCGAUCUCGGCCAUGUAUGCCUUCAACCUCGCUUUCCUUGUCUUCUACGGCCUCGAGCACGGCGUCCAGAUGCUUGUUCUCGGCUUUGCCAAGUUCUGGGAGUCGCGGUGGAACCGAGUCGACCUGAUCAUCUUCCUCUCGCAGGUGAGCACCACCAUCGCUCUUUUUACCAUUGCCCCGCGCAAGGCCUUUGGCUUCCCCAACAGCGAGCGCAACGUGCGUGUGCUACAGGGCCUGUUUGCGCUCCGCGCCCUGCGGCUUGUCUCGCUCUUUGAGCGGCUGCGGAAGGUUGUGUCGGCGAUGAUGGAGGUGCUGCCUACCAUGGGCGCAGUUUUCUUCCUCAUCCUCACCGUCUUUUACGUCUUCUCUAUCAUCGGACUCGAGUUGUUUGCCGGCUCAGGCACGGGCCAGUUUCCCAACUUUGUCGAGUCGCAGCUCACCCUGUUCCAGCUCCUCACCGGCUCCAACUGGCACGAGGUCAUGUACGAGGAGAUCAAGGCGACGUCGUCGUACACGGCGUGGUAUUUUGUCGCCUUUAUCGUCCUUGUCGUCGUCGUCUUCCUCAACGUCCUCGUCGCCAUCGUCGUCGACGUCUUCGUCCAGCAAAUGGACCUCCUCGAGGGCUCUGCGUCGGGCGCGUUCCUCAAUGUCAUGGAGACCGUCGACGGCCGGUGGCGGGUGUGGAAGUCGAACACUCGCUGGGAGCGCGAGCUCUUCCAACAGGCCCGGCAGGUCACCACCCAAAACCACAUCGAGCUGAGGGACGACGCCGACCUCUUUGAGCUUGGCAUCCUCGGCCGCGACCGCGCCUUUGCGCCGUCGUCAGCUUCGCUCAACCAGGCCUCGCGCGCAGACCUAACGCUACUCACAGUCUCACCGCAGUCGGCAUCCCGCUUGCCGCCGCGCGCUCCAGGAAGCUCGGCCUACUCGAUGGACUCGGACAACACGCUCUCGUCGCUGCCGUCGCACAUGGCACCCGAGCCCGAAAAGGUCGACGUUACCGCCAUCGCCAACCAGCUCGGCGUCGAGCUCGAGUCGUGCACUGCUGGCUACUCGGGCGCCUCGAGCUCGGGCUCGGACUCGGGCUCGGACUCGGACUCGAACUCGGACUCGGGUCUGGGCUCGGACUCUGGCUCGACCGCAGGUGCGCCCGCGCCCGCGCCCGCGGCUCCAAAAUCUGGAGCGGUCUCAGACUAUGGACCCAUUCCUGACGUUAUCCUCGUCUCGACGCCAGGCUCAGGGGAGGGCGCGUCGACCGGCUCCACAAGCGGGACGAUGGUCAACUCGGCGGUGCCAGAGGAUUGCGAGCCGCUCCCGCGGUCUAUGUCGCACGCCGACUCGUCGUCAGACGAGGUCGUGAUCGACGAGGGCAAGUGA
Thecamonas trahens ATCC 50062 is the source of this 3033-nucleotide messenger RNA. RefSeq lists its product as uncharacterized. The transcript is spliced from 2 exons. The record is from RefSeq and is a predicted model, not a curated record. Gene Ontology annotation, biological process: monoatomic ion transport; transmembrane transport. Gene Ontology annotation, cellular component: membrane. The coding region runs from base 1 to 3033 and encodes 1010 amino acids. NCBI's taxonomy places the organism in Eukaryota, Apusomonadida, Apusomonadidae. Gene Ontology annotation, molecular function: monoatomic ion channel activity; calcium ion binding.